Messenger RNA from Drosophila miranda, 518 nucleotides. Its product is annotated as 40S ribosomal protein S10b-like. Gene Ontology annotation, molecular function: RNA binding; structural constituent of ribosome. Lineage: Eukaryota; Metazoa; Arthropoda; Insecta; Diptera; Drosophilidae. The record is from RefSeq and is a predicted model, not a curated record. Gene Ontology annotation, cellular component: cytosolic small ribosomal subunit. The transcript has a single exon. Bases 42 to 518 code for a protein of 158 amino acids.
UUUUUUUUCUUUCCGGUCUCCACUACAUAGAAGACGCAAACAUGUUCAUGCCAAAGGCCCAUCGUGUCGCCAUCUACGAGUACCUCUUCAAAGAGGGCGCCAUUGUGGCGAAAAAGGAUUUCCAUGCACAGAAGCACCCCGAGCUGGAGUCAAUUCCCAACCUUCAUGUCAUUAAGGCAUUGCAGUCGCUGCAUUCUCGCGGCCUUGUCAAGGAGCAGUUUGCUUGGAGACACUACUACUGGUAUUUGACCAACGAGGGCAUUGAUGAGCUCCGCAGCUACCUGCACCCAGAGAUCGUGCCCUCGACCCUGCAGCGCCCUGCUCGCUCUGAAACUGUGCGCCCACGCCCAGCUGCUGGCGGUCCACGCGGUACUGGUGAUGCCUCCAAGACUGGCGAGGAUCGCUCGGCUUACAGACGCGCCCCCGGCGGCAGCGGUGUCGACAAGAAGGGAGACGUUGGACCCGGCGCUGGAGAGGUUGAGUUCCGUGGCGGAUUCGGUCGUGCGGCAGAGGAGUAA